CCGGCUUCUGCGAGGCUCAGACACAAUGAACCGUCAGACUGGAGGGGACACACAUGUCGGGACCGAGGUACUGGCACCAUUUUAGCACACGUUUAGCCCCAACUGAGCCCUUCAUUUCAGUUGUUUAAGUAUUUCGGGGCUGCUGGCUCGUUGUAUGGCGGUUUCAAGGCUCAGUUGGGAUCGUUUGCUUCGUCGAGUUUCAUGAAAACGAGGUCGGGACCAGAGCGACGUUAAGCGCCCCAGGUUGGACUUUUACGCUUCACUUUUUGGUUUUUAUUUUUGAACCAAGGUCGACCGAGUCAGCAUGUCGGUGACGGCUCCCUCCGAUUAUUUCGCCGCGGAGUGCCUGGUGUCGAUAUCUAGCGGUCCGGUGCUGCACAGACCCACCCCUCGAGCCCUGAGCAGCCAGGCGGCGGGCCCGCUCCCUGGGGAGCCCGACGGGUCGAGCGAGGACAGAGAGGUGCGCGAGACCCUGAGGCUGGAGGGGGCCAACAUGAUGACCGUGGCCGGGAUCCUCACCGACCUGCACGGGAAGUUCCGCCCCAUGUCGGCCUACUCGGAGAGCAGCAACUCCUCGUGCGGAGGCGAGAGCGGUUACACCACGUUGUCCGACCCGACCACCCCUACCAUGACCCCCUCCGCCACUCCGGUCCCCGGGCAGCAGCAGCUCAGAGGGGCCCCACGGUCCCCAGUAAAGCGACACCAGUGCACUUUUGACGGAUGCGACAGAGUUUACGGGAAAUCGUCCCACCUGAAAGCACACAUCCGGACACACACAGGUGAAAGGCCCUUCCCGUGCACCUGGCCCAACUGUGAGAAGAAGUUUGCUCGCUCCGACGAGCUGGCCCGUCACACUCGCACCCACACGGGAGAGAAACGCUUCCUGUGUCCCCUGUGCGACAAGCGCUUCAUGCGCAGCGACCACUUGAUCAAGCACGCCCGCCGCCACCCCGACUUCCAGCCCUCCAUGUUGGGCCGCGGCAAGGGCACGCCUUCCUUCUCCAACCCGAGCUCCCAGCACUGAGGAAGGCUGCGACGUGGUUUCAAGCGAACCAGCUACAAUCAGAUCCACCGAGGAGAAUCCAGCUCACUGUGUCGUACUGUAAACACACUCACGCACGGAUGAAUCACGCAAAGGGGGGGACGGGCCCGCCUCCCUUUCCGUGAGUCAUGUGACUAAAAAAAAAAAAAAAAAGUUUAAAUCGACACUUGUCCGAUCCACUUUUCUCCGCCGCAAAGCCAGGUCUCAGUGGCAGCUUGAAAUAUUUUUAUCGAUACAGCGAACACAAACCCAGGUUCACAGAACAGCAAUCUGUUUCAUUUCUCCAUCCGCGGAAGGAGUGGAGCACAUGAAUCCAUUUAUUUUUAUGUGCGACUCACACACAAAUUGCAGGGAUUUUUCACUUGUUCUCUUUCAAUCUGUCAUCAGCCAAAACUUUUAUUUUAAGUAGUAGAUUGUGCUCUCUUUAAUUUACAGUAUGUAGCACAAUAUUGUGACGUUAGCUAGCAAGGCAGUGAGUAGAAACUUUUUUUUUUUUUUUUUUUUUUUUUUUUUUAAGCUUUGCUUGAUUCCAUACUCCUGUUUGAGACAUUCCCUACUUGCUAACCGUAAGGGUUAUUUAUCUCAUGAAUUUACCGAUACAUUGAUUUUGCCCGUGAGUGGCUCACUGUAGAAGAGCUGUUUGCACGCCGCCCUCAAGUUAGAAUGACACAUAAUACACAGUAGUAUUAUGUCUAAUACUGAUGCAAAUGUAUAUAAGCUUUAAGCUUUUAAUGUAGAAAGUUAAAUUGUAAUGCUUCUAGCAGCAUAAUUAAUACAUGUGGUGAAUUGUAGUCCUUAUAUUAGGGGUAUUGGUAUAUGCUUGAUAGGAUGGAUUUCCCUGUGAGUGGCAGCGUGUUUGUCGUUUUUGUUCCUUCUAUAUAGACACAAGUAAGAAAGUAUAUAUGACACAUUUGGAUCCAAUAUAGUCUGAUGAAGCAGACCAAGCCGUCAAGUGGCCCCUGCUGGGUCACUUUAAAAUAUUUACUACUGAAAAGAUUGAGAAGUUUGAUAUGAAAUUUUGCUUCUAUUGUAACUCACAAACCUCUCCACAUCAGUCCAGAAGCCUCAAGUUCCAGGUCUGACUCGGACCGUCACCUUGUUUUUGUCUCAGUGAACGACACUUCUUCAGGAAAUUCUGAAAGCCUUAAACUUUGUCAUAACUACUUUGCACCAUGUUUACAGCGGAAUCAUUGUACAGGUAUACCUGGCCUCGGCCUCAUUACAAACUCUCAUUAUGCAAUACAGCACUUUUUUUCCCGAGUUUAUUUGGCUGAAAUGUGUGACGCCGAACUUAUGUGUUACUAACAGCGGAUGGAACUUUUUUCCCGGUUUAUUUGUAACCCUGGCCAUCUAUUGUUGUGGAAUCUGCGGCCGUUUGAAGAUAAAAAAAAAUCACUGCUGUUUCUUAAACUCCUGAACAGACUGAGGCUCCUCCAUCUGUUCUUCCUCACUGUUUCCUCAUGAGAGUGAAUGUGCCGGUUCAUUUGCUGAUCGUCUUCGGUUACUGCUGGCAGUACCCACCAACUCACACAGAAAACCUUUCUACCUUCUUCCCGUCUUCUCUGGGUCUCAUAUCACAAUAACAACAUACCUCACUGUCUUUCUGUGGUCUAGACAAAUGUAUUUUUUUUUUCCGAAAACCUCAGAUUAUCUCAACCGUAUCAGCCGUGUGUCGUCUAUUUUUGUUUAAGGCACAAUUCCUGUGUCUGAGUUUCCUUUCGCUUCGCCUCAACCAACCUGUCGGUGGAGUCUUGCGCCGUGUCUUCCGAGGAU
Synchiropus splendidus (mandarinfish) is the source of this 2815-nucleotide messenger RNA. RefSeq lists its product as uncharacterized. Lineage: Eukaryota; Metazoa; Chordata; Actinopteri; Syngnathiformes; Callionymidae. The transcript is spliced from 2 exons. The record is from RefSeq and is a predicted model, not a curated record. Gene Ontology annotation, molecular function: DNA-binding transcription factor activity, RNA polymerase II-specific; RNA polymerase II cis-regulatory region sequence-specific DNA binding. The coding region runs from base 305 to 1024 and encodes 239 amino acids. Gene Ontology annotation, biological process: regulation of transcription by RNA polymerase II.